AUGUUUAUUCAAUUAAAAACAUGUUUUAAAUUUCAGAAAAACAUUUUUAGCUAUCAAAAACAUAACGAAACAAUAACAACAACAACACAAGAAGAAACAGCAAUAACAUUUGGCGAUUUGCGUUCUGUCGGUGAUUGUCAUCCAGAAUGUUUGGGUUGUUCUGAGAGCAAGUCUCAAACUGCCUGUUUUUCUUGCCGUCAUUUUACUCAAUCUUUGAGAAAUCGAGCUGGAUUUAAAUGUGUUUCCCAUUGCGACACCGGUUUUUAUGCUGAUGGGGAUAAAUGUAAAAGAUGUUCUUCUGAUUGCGAAACUUGUUCUUCUGGCGAAUUGUGUGAUACCUGUCAUGGGGCAAAAUUGCUUAUCGAUGUUAAACAUUAUGGACAUUUGGACCAUGGAAGAUGUGUAGAUUCGUGUCCUUCUGGUUUAGUUGCUGUUUAUAAAAGCACAAUACAAGCCAAAUGUGUCUUAAAAAUAAAUACUUGUGCUGCUGGUUAUUUUCAAAGUGAUCAAGCUACUGGUGUUUGUUUAGAUUGUGAUAAAGCUUGUUCAUUAUGUCAUGGACCGGGCCCUCUACAAUGUGACCAGUGUGCCCCAGGUUACGGAAACUCUUCCAUCGGUUAUUGCCGUCCUUGUUGCUCAACAGAUCAAUUACAACAACACGAUACUAGUUGUGAAGAUUGUAGCCAUAUAUAUUUAACAACGCCUUAUUCCCCAUUUUCUUCUACUUUUACCUCCACAAAUUUAUUAACAAUCAACUCUAUUUUUAUGUCUUUUUUGUUUGUUUUUGUGCUUGUUUUGAUUGCUACUUUGGGUUGUUGGCUUUGUUACAAGCUGAUUUACUUUUGUUGUUGCAAACAAAAAGAUGGACGAGCGGAUUUGGAGUGA
Molecule: messenger RNA, 885 nt
Organism: Meloidogyne enterolobii
Lineage: Eukaryota; Metazoa; Nematoda; Chromadorea; Rhabditida; Meloidogynidae
Source: the annotation of a GenBank genome assembly